GAGAACUUGAGACCGAGAAAGCAUCUACUCUUAAACAGGAUGGCCACUCAAUUCCAUCAGAUUCUCAACCACACCUCAUCACUACUGCCAUCCAUACAGUCCUGGGAAGAAUUCAAGACCCAGAACAAGAUCGAACAGAACCAUCUCUACUCGGGCUCAGACCUCUCAUCCCUAUCGAUCUUCGAACAGCUCUGGUUGAGAUGGUACCUCUACUUCCCAAACCCAGUCAUCGCAACCGGCAUCAUGAGCUUCCUGGUCCAUGAGUUAUUCUACUUUGGUCGUUGUAUUCCUUGGAUCAUCGUCGGCAAAAUCAGAGCAUUCGACAAAUACAAGCUACAGCCUAACAAGAUACCCAGUCGAGAGGACCAAUGGAAAUGUACCAAAUACGUUCUCUGGACUCAUUUCACCGUCGAAAUCGGACAGAUCUGGGGGUUCCAUCCUUUGGCUGAGUACUUCGGUAUGGCCACUCACUCCGUCCCUUUCCCAUCGAUCUCCACGAUGGCCUAUCAGAUCGCCUUAUUCUUUGUCUUCGAAGAUUUCUUCCAUUAUUGGGCCCAUCGAGCAUUACAUCAAGGACAGCUGUACAAGAAGAUCCACAAGCUCCACCACGAAUUCUCCGCCCCAUUCGGCCUGGCUGCUGAAUAUGCACACCCCCUCGAGAUCCUGAUCCUCGGCACCGGGACGAUCGGAGGGCCGUUACUCUGGUGUGUGCUCUCGAAAGGAAACUUGCACAUCUUGACGAUGUACAUCUGGAUCGUCCUUCGGUUGUUCCAGGCUGUGGAUGCUCAUUCGGGCUACGACUUCCCCUGGUCAUUACGAAACAUCUUGCCCUUCUGGUCUGGGGCCGAUCAUCACGACUACCAUCACGAAAAGUUUGUCGGAUGUUAUUCGACUAGCUUCAGGUGGAUGGAUCACCUCUUCGGAACCGACAAGGGUUACCACGAAUAUCGCAAGAAACAAAAACUUGCUAAGCUUAACAAAGAGAAAGCUCAAUGAUCAAUCCUCUGGUCGCAUCUGCCUCUCCUGCUCUUAUAGUAGCCCUUGAUUCCUUCAUCUGGGUCAAGGAACUUGAUACCUCACUAUUUUCUUUCUCUAUCUUUGCACAAUCUUCCGUCUAUCUUAUACGACCUUACAAAUUAAACCAAGCAAAAAAAAAUAAUCAUCCCUACUCAGGCUAUUUCCUAGAUUGACAUAUAUUGAACUUCAAAAUGUCCCCCAAUACGAAACAUCAUGUUUGUUUUCUCUUCAUUUUUUUUUUCUCAUCGAUUGAUCCGUAUUGGCUCGUUUUUUUCAUGAAGACGAGAUAGGGAGAGAUGAUCAGAGAGACGUCUGUGUAUUUACUUCA
This is a messenger RNA of Puccinia graminis f. sp. tritici CRL 75-36-700-3, 1345 nucleotides long. Its product is annotated as methylsterol monooxygenase. The transcript has 5 exons. NCBI's taxonomy places the organism in Eukaryota, Fungi, Basidiomycota, Pucciniomycetes, Pucciniales, Pucciniaceae. Gene Ontology annotation, molecular function: C-4 methylsterol oxidase activity; iron ion binding. The coding region runs from base 40 to 996 and encodes 318 amino acids. Gene Ontology annotation, biological process: ergosterol biosynthetic process. The record is from RefSeq and is a predicted model, not a curated record.